AAAAAAAGGGAUAAAGAAACCCUAGAGAUCGAUCCCGAUGGGAGAGAGGCCGCCGGCGACCGACGAGGCGGCGGAGCGAGGGCUGAUGGAGGAGGCGACGAGGCUAGGGGAGCUCGCGUGGGAGCGUCGCUGAUCUCGAGAACGUGGAACGAGGAGCAGGGACUUCGGCAGCGGGCGCUUGCCCUAGAGUCCGAUCUCAAGAAGCUGAAGACCGCCGCCAAUUCCGCUAUCAGCAGGGGCGAAAUCGAUCGGAGGAACGCUGAGAAGCUAGACGAAGAAUUAGACCGUGCAAAAUGCCUUAUUUCAGAGGGGGAUGUGUCAUCUCUUCUUCCAAACAAAGAUCAUGGAAAGUUCUUGAAGAUGUUCCUUGGACCAGUGAAUGUUCGGGCUACAAGGAAAGAGGUUCGUCUUAAAGUGAAAGAGGAGUACAACAAUUACAGGGAUCGAACGGCCUUUCUGUUUCUUUUCUUUCCCUCCACCAUGCUACUUUUAAGGUCUUGGAUCUGGAAUGGAUGCUUCCCAGCAUUGGUAGUUCAGCUCUACCAGGCAUGGCUAUUAUUUCUCUAUACAAGUUUAGCUUUGCGAGAGAACAUACUCAGAGUAAAUGGAAGUGAUAUUCGCCCUUGGUGGAUAUUCCAUCAUUAUUGUGCUAUGUUGAUGGCUCUUGUGAGUCUCACAUGGGAGAUAAAAGGGCAACCUGAUUGUGCCAACAAGCAGAAAGGGGUUGAACUGUUUCUUGUAUGGGCGGUAAUGCAAGGUUUUGCAAUGCUUCUACAAAAUAGAUACCAGCGCCAACGGUUGUAUACUCGCAUUGCUUUAGGCAAGGCUAGGAGAAUGGAUGUUGUGUGGGGAGAAACUGCUGGUGUAGAAGGCCAACUAUGGCUUCUGUGCCCCAUCCUUUUUACUUUACAGGGUUUUGAGGCGUACGUUGGGAUAUUGCUUCUUAAAACUGCUUUUGUUGGCGUUGCUUCCGAGUGGCAGGUCAUAUUUUGUGGCAUCUUGCUGGUAAUUAUGGCAGUAGGCAACUUUGCAAACACGGUGCAGACGCUCAUGGCAAAGUCAAGGUUCAAAGCUAAAAUGAGACGGACAAAGAGCAAGCAAGAUUUGGACCAUUCUCUGUCUCCACCCUCUGGGAGAUGAAGGAGGCUGCUAUUGUGAAACUCUGAGCUCCCUCCUCUUCCAAUGUCAUGUUUGAGUUCUAUCAGCAACGCUAUUCAUGUUUGUAAAGUGUUUUUUUAUUUGUUUACAAAUGAAGUGGUGCCUAUAAGAACUGCUGGCAAUCCUGCAGUUUACCUAACCGUGUAGAAUGAGGGUGAAUGAUAUCGAGUUUCUGUUUCAAUAAAUUAGUGCAAUUAUGAACCUUUUC
Asparagus officinalis (garden asparagus) is the source of this 1366-nucleotide messenger RNA. Its product is annotated as transmembrane protein 120 homolog. The transcript has 10 exons. The record is from RefSeq and is a predicted model, not a curated record. Gene Ontology annotation, cellular component: membrane. The annotation marks the transcript as partial. Lineage: Eukaryota; Viridiplantae; Streptophyta; Magnoliopsida; Asparagales; Asparagaceae.